This is a messenger RNA of Brachypodium distachyon (stiff brome), 2747 nucleotides long. Its product is annotated as ankyrin repeat protein SKIP35. The coding region runs from base 523 to 2343 and encodes 606 amino acids. NCBI's taxonomy places the organism in Eukaryota, Viridiplantae, Streptophyta, Magnoliopsida, Poales, Poaceae. The transcript has 6 exons. The record is from RefSeq and is a predicted model, not a curated record.
CCCCCAAAAAAGCUGAGAGUGAGAGGGAGAGGGAGAGGGCGCUAGUGGUGGUGUGUGCGUGAGGAAGGAGACGGGAGGCAAGGCCAGAGCGCAUUUCUUCUUCCCCCUUCCGCCUCUCUCUCAAAGGAGGAGAGGGCUCCGGAGCCGCAGGGCCGCGGGCGAGGGCAGAGUGGCUCCUCCUCCUCCCCCGAAUCAGCAAUUCAAUCCUGCCCUACUAUUAUUAUCCCUCCACCACUCCUCUUUCCCCUAAUCUGAUUGAUUGAUUCCCCUAGAUAUUGAGAACUGAGAACCAAAAAAAAAGGAAUAAAGAUCUCUCCGGUUAUCGAUCUUCGGUGGCUGUGUUGGAUUUUGUUUUGGUUGUUGGCUCUUGAUUUGUGGUUGGAGGGAGGAUUCGUCCAUUCAGAUUCUGCCGCCCAGUGCUGAGUCAUCAUCUCUGCGUUUCCCCCAAGUUGGAUCGAAGGCAUUAGGUGGGAGAUGGAUGUGGAGGGCAAGAUGAAUUUGGAGUAGAUCGGAUCCAAGGACAUGGAGGUGGAGAGCAAGAACCUCAGGCUGGAGGAGCCACUGGCUUCCUCCGAUAUUGACAUGGAUGAGCCCAGCGUUGCUGAGAGUGGCUUAGUGGAUGCCAACAAUGGCAGCUCCAAGGAGAGCACUCUGCCCACCAAGGAUUCCAAGAGCUCAAAGGGCUGUGUGGCCAAGAAGCCGAAAUCGGUGAGCACCGACUUUGGGGAUGAACUGGAUUUGGAGUUUGGGAUUGGAGAGAGAGAGUGUGGUAGGCAGCAGGACAGGAAGCUAUCUAGGCAUGAUCGGGUUGAGCUGAGCCGGUCGUUCCAGCGUGCAGUGAGCUCUCAUGAUUGGGAGAGCGCUGAUGGGCUGGUAGGGAAGGCUGAUGCACAGGGACUCAACGAUGUGCUCUGUGUGGCGGUUGAUGCUAUUUGGUUCUUGAGCGAUAAGGAAGAGCUGCAUGCAGUUGUGGCGUUGAUCAGGAGGAUUGUGUCAGAGGGUGCAAAUGAUUUCACACGUGCUGCAUUGCGGACGUCGUUCCUUGCAUCUUGUGUGUCGGCAUGCAGGGGUCGGACGACUAGCCUUGCAGAUGCUGUGAGCUUCAUGGGUCAAAAGUUGCAUGAACGGCUUCAAGAAUCCCAUGGUGAUGAGGUAUUGAAGGCAGAAGCAAGUGCCAAGGUACAUAAGUUCACAGAAUGGGCUCUGAAGUGCAUUGGAUUACAUUCACGUGUGCGGGAGAGUAAGGGCAGAGGAAACCAUGGCACAAUCAUUGAGGUUCAACUUCAGCUAUCUGCUUUCAAGACGUUCUUGGAUCUCGCUGAUAAUGACCUGACUGGAAAAGAUUUCACUGAGGCUUUUGAUGCUGCAUGCUUUCCUCUUACACUAUUCUCAAGCACCUUUGACCAAGGAUGGGCAUCAGGGAUCUCGGCAUCUGCAAUACAAGGGCUUUUAGAGUUGUUGGUAGAGGGUGGUGCCGACAAUGUGAACCAAUGCUUUCUUGAAGCUGCACGCUAUGGAAGCACUGAACUUGUCCGCAUCUUACUUCAGAUUGCUCAAAGGAACAGCUUGGACAUUGAUGUGGAUCUGGCCCUUGGCUUCGCUGCCCACUAUGGGAAACUCGAAACCAUGGGAUGUUUAGUUGAGGAAGGUAAUUCUGUUGCCUUCCUUGGGCCUUUAAUGCGGGCAGCUGAACGUGGAUGCCUUGAAGUUGUUGAAUGGUUCGUCAACCGUGGAUGUCGGGACAUGGAGCUUUGCCUAGCCCUUACUGCUGCCACCUCCAGUAGCCAGGUUGCAGUUGCUGCCUAUCUCCUGCCUCUAGUCCCACAACUUGUUCUUGCCCCCCUCAGUAUCGAGAUUCUCAAGGCUGCUGGUGAGAGGAGCACAGGUUCCCUGCAGGGUGUGGAUUUUCUUCUCCGCUCGAACUUCCUCAAUGACCCAGCUGCCACAUACGCUGUGGCAGACAGCAUAGCAAGAUCCGCUGAUGAGGCUGUGGAUGCAAAGCUUAGGUCUUUCAUGCUUGAGCAAUGGUCAGAGGCAGCAUUCUCCGAGGGGUUUGCAUCUGCGCAAGAGCAUUUUGUUAACAUUACAAGGAUAAUGCAAAGGGGCGAGUCACCAGUGCUCCUGAGGAAGCUCCCUAUUCAGCUGGUGAUUGCCAUGGCCUACCUGCCACUGUACAGGGAAUGUUUGGAGUCAGGUGGGCGGCUGUUGCCGCAGAGACUAAGAGGUCAGCUUGUUGAGGCUGCAGGCAGGUUGGAGGGCAGACAACUGGACAGGGGUAGCCAAGGCAGAGAGCUCUUGGCCAUCUUGGAGCACCACCUACCACGUUUCUUGGUUCAGACUUGAAGAUCAGCUUUGACUCAUCACAUUUGCAUCAGCAUCGGCAUCGGUUGCCGCAAGAAAGUAACAAGAGCAUUGCACCCACCAUCUUCAUCUUAUCCCCAGUGCCGUCGCCAUGUUCCUGCUUGCCGACAUCCGGGAUGGUAGCACCCUGAGAGCUCGUCCCUGACUCUCCUGGAGGCGCUCGCUCUUCGGAGAGUAUAUAAUUUUGGGACAAAGCGUUUGUGUGCCUUCUUGUGCGAGGCUGAGUAUUUAUUGCGGUCUUAAAACCUUGCAGAAAAUGGUAUAAACUCUGAGAAAGUUUUCCUGUAACCAUACAUCAUGGGAUAGUCAUCUGUAAUCUUGGCUUCGCAGACAUGAAACUAAAUGAAAGAUGGCUCCUGUCAUUGGCUCUGCCAAUCUCUAUGUCA